Messenger RNA from Eucalyptus grandis, 1357 nucleotides. Its product is annotated as GDSL esterase/lipase 7. Gene Ontology annotation, molecular function: hydrolase activity, acting on ester bonds. Bases 96 to 1211 code for a protein of 371 amino acids. The record is from RefSeq and is a predicted model, not a curated record. NCBI's taxonomy places the organism in Eukaryota, Viridiplantae, Streptophyta, Magnoliopsida, Myrtales, Myrtaceae. The transcript is spliced from 5 exons.
CCACGUCCUCAACCCCAACCAGUUUCUCAGUUUUGAACUUUCCUCUCUUUCUCUGUUGUUCGAUCAGACAACAACGUCAAGUUUCAAUCCAUUUCAUGGUCGGGACCAUGAGAAAUCGCUCGAGGAUGGUUCCUAAGCUCGUGGCAUUCUUGCUCGUGGCAAUUCGACUUCGGACACAAGUAGUAAUGUGCUCGUCGUCUUCGCAGCGCCUUGCACCAGCAUUGUAUGCAUUCGGCGAUUCGCUGUUUGACAGCGGCAACAACAACGUCUUGGCCACCCUUGUCAACGCCAAUUACCCUCCUUACGGCGAUGAUUUCCGGAGAGGCGUCACUGGACGGUUCACCAAUGGGAGGACGGUUUCCGACUUCCUCGCUGAAUUUCUGGGGCUGCCUUAUCCACCGCCAUACCUGAGAUAUAGGACAUCACGAGUGAUCACUGGACUGAAUUUUGCGUCCGGAGGAUGUGGCAUUCUCCCUGAAACAGGAAACGACAUGGGCAAAUGUCUUAACUUGGAUGACCAAGUGAGGUUGUUUGAGAGAGCCGCCCACAAUGAUCUACCAAGACUCUUCAAGAGCUCCAAUGAGUUCUCCAGCUAUUUGGCCAAGUCGAUCUUCGCCUUCUCGUUCGGCAACAAUGACUACAUCUCCAACUACCUCAAUCCAACUCUCUACAACACGGGCAAAACCUAUGGGCCUCGGCCAUUUGCGAAGCUCCUCGUCGCUUCACUUUCUCAGCAACUAGAGAAAUUAUAUAAUGUGGGAGCUAGAAAGUUUGUUGUCUUUGAGAUUGGCCCAAUUGGUUGCAUCCCAACGAUCGCGAAGACAUCAAACCACGACGGAGUAUGUGAUGGAGGACCAAACUUGCUAGUUUCCUACUUCAAUCAGAUGCUUCAACCGAUGCUACAGAACAUGACUUCCAGUCUCGCGGGAUCGAUGUUCGUUCUCGGUCGAGUGAAUCAGCUUGGCUACGACAUGAUAAUCAAUCCUUCUAAUUAUGGCUUGACGGACUCGAGAAACCCUUGCUGCCUGACAUGGGGAAAUGGAACAUUGACGUGCAUUCCGUUGCUGACCCCAUGCCUCGAUGCCGAUAAACACUUCUUUUGGGAUGGAUUUCAUUUCACCGAAAAGGUGUCCUCGAUCUUAGCUUCACGGUGUUUCAACGACGCCAACGUUUGUUCUCCGGUCAGCUUGCAACAUCUCGUGCAGAUAUGAACAUCUCAUAUGUAUGGUCCUAUCGGAGGCAGCUAUUCAUCUUGGGUCAUAAUCGUUAAUCAGAGGUUGUCUUUUGGCAUAAUGUAAAGGACAUUGUAAUCGUUCUAUGUAGUUGGCAAACAUAAAAUAACAUGGGGGAAGUUUCU